UGCUCUAAAACACGCUCUGCUCCACUCUUCCUCUCUCGCCCAACCUGGCUUCCGCGCCCUUCACGGUCUACUCGUCCUCGAGACCGCAAAAGCACCCGGACGCCCGCCCCGCUGCCGCGAACAUGUAUUCGCAAGCGUCUCGCAAUGUAGACCUUACUAAGACCGAGACAGAGCUCACCACCCACAUUCGCAAAGCCACGUCGAUCGAGGAGACCGCCCCCAAGCGCAAGCACGUGCGCGCAUGCAUCGUGUACACAUGGGACCACAAGAACUCGCAGUCCUUCUGGAAUGGCAUCAAGGUGCAGCCUAUCCAGGCCGACGAGAUCCAGACCUUCAAGGCGCUGUAUACAGUGCACAAGGUGCUGCAAGAGGGACACCCGGUCGCGCUCAAGGAAGCUCAGCAGCAUGUCGGGUGGCUUGAAGGCCUCUCCCGGGGCAUGGGCGGAGACGGCCUACGAGGAUAUGCGCCGCUUAUACAAGAAUACAUCUUCUUCUUGGUGUCCAAGUUGAAGUUCCACAGGGAUCACCCGGAGUUUAAUGGGCUGUUCGAGUAUGAGGAGUACAUCUCCCUCAAGUCGAUCAAUGAUCCCAAUGAAGGCUACGAGACGAUCUCCGAGCUUAUGACCCUGCAGGACCAGAUCGAUAGCUUCCAGAAGCUGAUUUUCGCUCACUUUCGCGGUGGUAGCAACAACGAAUGCAGGAUAGCAGCGCUGGUCCCGCUCGUGCAGGAGAGUUAUGGCAUCUACAAAUUCAUUACAAGCAUGCUGCGAGCAAUGCACACUGCGCUGGGAGACGACGAGGCUUUGAGCCCGCUCCGUGGGAGGUACGAUGCCCAGCACUACCGGCUCGUUCGCUUCUACUAUGAAUGCUCGAACCUUCGUUAUUUGACAUCCCUCAUCACCAUUCCAAAGCUUCCGCAGGACCCACCAAACACGCUGUCCGAAGACGAGAAUGCGCCCGCACUGCCAAUGCGACCAAGGAACGAGCCUGCGACGAAGCCAAAGACGCCUCCACCGACAACAACCGAUCCUGAGCCAAUUAGUGAAUUCUGGAAGAAUGAACAGGCACGGCAGCAAGAAGAGUUCGAGGCGGAGCAGCGACGAUUGCAGGCACAGUGGGACGAGACUCAGCGUCAACAGCAGCUAGCAGCACAGCAGGCACAACGCGACUUUGAUGAGCAGCAACGUCUACAAGCAGAGCAACAAAGAUUGGCUCUCGAGAAUCUGCAGCGCGAGCAGUACAAUCAGCAAACCCAAGGACGCAUGGCUGAGCUUGAGCAGGAGAAUCUGAGGGCACGUGCACAGUACGAGCGCGACCAAUUGAUGCUGGAGCAAUAUGAUAGGAGAAUGAAGGCACUGGAGCAAGAGCUAGCUCAAUUAAACGCGAACUUCACACAGCAGAAUCAGAGCAAGGAAGACCAAAUCCGAGCGCUUCAAGAGCAGGUCAACACAUGGAGGACCAAGUACGAGGCACUGGCUAAGCUGUACUCGCAGCUACGGCAUGAACACCUUGAAUUGCUUAAGAAGUUUAAGGGAGUGCAGCUCAAGGCUUCAUCAGCUCAAGAGGCUAUUGAUCAGAGAGAAAAGCUUCAGCGUGAGCUCAAGACGAAGAACCUCGAGUUGGCGGACAUGAUUCGUGAGCGUGACCGAGCACUGCACGACAAGGACAGGACCACAGGUGGACAUCGUGAAGAGCUGGAGAAGCUCAAGCGCGAGCUGCGCAUGGCACUGGAUCGAGCCGAGAAUGCAGAUCGCGCCAAAGGCAACGAGCUUUCUGCAAUGCUGUCCCGGCACAAUCGCGAGAUCGCUGACCUCGAGGAAGCCCUUCGCAACAAGACAAGAGCUUUGGACGAGAUGCAAAUGAAACUGGGUGAAGGCAGCUCCGACCUGGAACGUCAGCUUCGCGACAAGGAAGAAGAGCUGGAGAUCUACAAAUCUGGCAUGGAUCAGACAUUACUCGAGCUCAACGAUUUACGUAACGGCAACGGCACGACUGACAAGGCCAUGGAUGAACAGAUUGACAUCAUGCUCCUUGAGAACAUCAAAAAGAUCAACGAGCUUAUCGAUUCGGUACUCCAGUCCGCUGUGCAACGUGUUGACGAUGCGCUCUAUGAGUUGGACAGCUCCAUGAUCGCGGGUAACCAGAAUGCCAGCGGUCCCUUCGUGCUGUCGACAAUCGAGAAUGCACAGACCUACGCGAUCGAGUUCAGCACCUCUUUCAACAACUUCAUUGCUGAUGGGCCGUCCGGCAGCGAACACGCCGAGGUCAUCAAGAACGCGAACAAGCUUGCAAACGCCAUUGCCGAUGUGCUAUCUAACACCAAGGGGUUGACUCGUUUUGCGAGCGACGAAAAGAAGAGUGAUCAGCUCAUGAACGGCGCAAGGAACUCAGCCAACAAGACCAUUGCCUUCUUGCGAGGUAUCAUGUCGUACCGCUUGGACGGGUUGGACGAUCUGCAGAAGACGGAUGUGGUCAUCAACAAGAACAACGAUGUGCAGCUUGCGCUUCGGCAGUUGAGCAAAGUCGCAGAUGCUUUCGCGCCAAAGUCAAACAUUACCGGCCAAGGCGACAUUGGCGAGCUUGUCGACAACGAGAUGACGAAGGCUGCUCAAGCCAUCGACGCUGCUGCCGAGCGCCUCGGAAAGCUGAUGAAUAAGUCUCGCGACGGCUACUCGACCUACGAGCUGAAGAUUCACGACGCCAUUCUGGCCGCAGCUGUCGCCGUCACCAAUGCUAUCGCCCAACUCAUCAAAGCCGCUACUGCCUCGCAACAAGAGAUCGUCAACCAAGGUCGUGGCUCAAGCAUGACCAAGUCGCAAUACUACAAGAAGAACAAUCGCUGGACGGAGGGCCUUAUUUCUGCCGCCAAGGCUGUCGCAUCAUCCACCAAUAUGCUCAUCGAGACUGCGGAUGGAGUCAUUACCGGCCGAAACAGCCCUGAGCAGCUCAUUGUUGCGUCCAACGAUGUCGCUGCUUCAACGGCGCAGCUUGUGGCAUCAUCACGUGUCAAGGCAUCGUUCAUGUCGAAGACUCAGGAACGCCUCGAAGAGUGCAGCAAAGCAGUCACCAGCGCUUGCCGAAGUCUCGUCAAGCAAGUUCAGGCGAUCAUCGAAAGUAACAACGGCGGUGAUGAUCUGGAGGAUUACAGCAAGCUCAGCGGCCACGAUUUCAAGAAGCGACACAUGGAGCAACAGGUUGAAAUCCUCAAGCUUGAGAACGAGUUGUCUGCAGCGAGACACCGACUUGGCGAGAUGCGGAAACUGGCUUAUCAAGAGGACGAGGAAGACUAAGUCAUGUCAUCAUCAUUCGUUGAGCGGACCUUCUUGUAAAUUGGCUUCUCCGUCAUUAUAUAUUGCGUAUACCCUUGGAGCGAGAACGCUCGCUGUUGGCAGGUCCCUCUCGUUCGGCGGGACACUUCUCAAAAAGCCCGGCAACACCACAAAGCACCAGCGAAGCUUGGGUCAGCGAAGGUGAACAGGUACGUUGCAGU
Cercospora beticola is the source of this 3490-nucleotide messenger RNA. It is a transcript of the gene SLA2, whose product is annotated as Sla2p. NCBI's taxonomy places the organism in Eukaryota, Fungi, Ascomycota, Dothideomycetes, Mycosphaerellales, Mycosphaerellaceae. The record is from RefSeq and is a predicted model, not a curated record. Gene Ontology annotation, cellular component: actin cortical patch; clathrin-coated vesicle. Gene Ontology annotation, molecular function: phosphatidylinositol-3,5-bisphosphate binding; actin filament binding; clathrin light chain binding. Gene Ontology annotation, biological process: endocytosis; actin filament organization; clathrin coat assembly.